AGGCUCCACCACCUUGAUAGGUCAGAUCCCAAUCAUCUCUGGCUUUUGCAUCACCUUUUCUUGAAUGAAAUCAAUGCUGAUUGCACCAUCUUCUGUGAGGAGUGGAAUGCCCAUCCAAUCACAGGAGAAGGGCAUGAUCAAAGCCCAAAUGAUCUGCACUUCACAGGCCAGCUUGAACAUGGCAUGUACAGGGAUGAUGUGAUUUCUGUCCACCCAAAUGUUUAUGCACACUAUGGUGUGGAACAUAGCCAGGGCCAGGAUGAUGCAGACUGGGUGGACAUUGGAGAGGAUGGUAAUGAUGUCCCUGACCUACCCUCCAGGAUUGCUGCAGAGCAAUCUUCCCAAUCCCUGCAUGAGGCUGCACCAGUACCUGCAUACACCAAUCCUUUUACAGCUGUUGCAUUAACAGCUUUCAUCAGGGCUUUGGAUCAAGUUCAACAACUGCACCAUAUACCUACUGGGUUGGGUGUUAGAGCAGAGGAAUGGGACCAUGAUGGAUAUCCAGAGCUUGAAAUUAUUCAGUCAGGUCAUCAGGGAAGAAGGAAGGAGCUUGCAAUUGAACUACCACAUUCUCUCUGGUAUGGACAAGCUGUGCACUGGUGCCAGGCCUUAGAGGUAUUCAACCACACCAUGGCCUUGUUUAAUGAGACCAUGUAG
Molecule: messenger RNA, 657 nt
Organism: Pisolithus orientalis
Lineage: Eukaryota; Fungi; Basidiomycota; Agaricomycetes; Boletales; Pisolithaceae
Exons: 2
Source: RefSeq, a predicted model, not a curated record